This is a messenger RNA of Gorilla gorilla gorilla (western lowland gorilla), 3222 nucleotides long. It is a transcript of the gene NOL10, whose product is annotated as nucleolar protein 10. Gene Ontology annotation, cellular component: small-subunit processome; nucleus; 90S preribosome. The coding region runs from base 739 to 2805 and encodes 688 amino acids. The record is from RefSeq and is a predicted model, not a curated record. Gene Ontology annotation, biological process: maturation of SSU-rRNA from tricistronic rRNA transcript (SSU-rRNA, 5.8S rRNA, LSU-rRNA). The transcript is spliced from 21 exons. NCBI's taxonomy places the organism in Eukaryota, Metazoa, Chordata, Mammalia, Primates, Hominidae. Gene Ontology annotation, molecular function: protein binding.
ACUUCCACUCGGAAUUCGCACCCUGGUCGCCUUCAUUCGCUGGGUUCACUCGCUGAACUGCCUCGCCCCCGCCCGGGAGGAUGACAUCUCGCCCUGGGCAGAGACUCGAAAGCCUCCUCCUGCCGCUCGGGAUGCUAACAGUAGGGAGAGCUGUGUCUAGCGUUUUUUUUUUUUUUUUUUUUUGAGAGGGAGUCUCGCUCUGUCUCCCAGGCUGGAGUGCAGCGGCGCGAUCUCAGCUCACUGCAACCUCCGCCUCCCAGGUUCAAGCAAUUCUUCUGCCUCAGCCUCCCGUGUAGCUGGGACUACAGGUGCCGGCCACCACGCAAGGCUAAUUUUUUUGUAUUUUUAGUAGAGACGGGGUUUCACCAUAUUGGUCAGGCUGGUCUCGAACUCUCGACCUCAGGUGAUCCGCCCGCCUCAGCCUCCCAAAGUGCUGGGAUUACAGGCGUGAGCCAUCGCGCCCGGCUUGUGUCUAGUCUUGCCCGUAGCAGCGUCGCCGACAGCCGCGCCAGGUUGUCAGAGCCUCACUAGUUUUUCUCCCGGCCGCCGCUCUUCCCCGAUUCAGCCCACCUUUCCUCUUCCGGGAACUUGCCCGCGUGUUCCGGCUCCAGGAAGUGCGUCAUCAGUCGGCGCCAGCGGCCGCACGCCGCGGAGCAGGGGCUCGGAGGUCCCGGGAUUACGGUGCUCGAGCACGCUGGUGGGAAAGGACCCGGGACUUGAACAGUGUUGUGCGGCGCCAUGCAGGUCUCCAGCCUCAAUGAGGUGAAGAUUUACAGCCUCAGCUGCGGCAAGUCCCUUCCUGAGUGGCUUUCUGAUAGGAAGAAGAGAGCGCUACAGAAGAAAGAUGUAGAUGUCCGUAGGAGAAUUGAACUUAUUCAGGACUUUGAAAUGCCUACUGUGUGUACCACUAUUAAGGUGUCAAAAGAUGGACAGUACAUUUUAGCAACUGGAACAUAUAAACCUCGGGUUCGAUGUUAUGACACCUAUCAAUUAUCCUUGAAGUUUGAAAGGUGUUUAGAUUCAGAAGUUGUCACCUUUGAAAUUUUGUCUGAUGACUACUCAAAGAUUGUCUUCUUACAUAAUGAUAGAUACAUUGAAUUUCAUUCGCAAUCAGGUUUUUACUACAAAACCAGAAUACCAAAGUUUGGGAGAGAUUUCUCUUACCACUAUCCAUCCUGUGACUUGUACUUUGUUGGUGCAAGUUCUGAAGUUUAUAGGUUAAACUUAGAACAAGGACGAUACCUGAAUCCUCUACAAACUGAUGCUGCGGAGAAUAAUGUUUGUGACAUAAAUUCAGUGCAUGGCUUGUUUGCCACAGGAACCAUAGAGGGUAGAGUGGAGUGCUGGGACCCAAGAACUCGAAACAGAGUUGGCCUGUUAGACUGCGCCUUAAACAGUGUCACAGCAGAUUCAGAGAUAAACAGUUUACCAACAAUCUCUGCUUUGAAAUUUAAUGGUGCCUUGACCAUGGCAGUUGGAACAACCACAGGGCAGGUUUUAUUAUAUGACCUUCGAUCUGAUAAGCCAUUGCUAGUUAAAGAUCACCAGUAUGGGCUGCCCAUUAAGUCCGUUCAUUUCCAGGAUUCAUUAGAUCUGAUUUUGUCUGCUGACUCUCGAAUUGUCAAGAUGUGGAAUAAGAACUCCGGGAAAAUAUUUACUUCCUUGGAGCCAGAGCAUGACCUUAAUGAUGUUUGUCUCUACCCCAACUCAGGCAUGCUUCUGACGGCCAGUGAAACCCCCAAGAUGGGCAUCUAUUACAUUCCAGUUUUGGGUCCUGCUCCUCGGUGGUGUUCCUUCUUAGACAACCUGACCGAAGAAUUAGAAGAGAAUCCAGAAAGCACAGUCUAUGAUGAUUAUAAAUUUGUCACCAAGAAAGACCUUGAAAAUUUAGGGCUCACCCACCUCAUUGGAUCUCCUUUCCUCCGGGCAUAUAUGCAUGGGUUUUUCAUGGAUAUAAGACUCUAUCACAAGGUGAAACUGAUGGUAAAUCCAUUUGCUUAUGAAGAAUAUAGGAAAGAUAAAAUACGACAGAAAAUAGAAGAAACACGUGCACAGAGAGUCCAGUUAAAGAAAUUGCCAAAAGUUAACAAAGAGCUGGCACUUAAAUUAAUUGAGGAAGAAGAGGAGAAGCAGAAAUCUACAUGGAAAAAGAAAGUUAAGAGUCUUCCUAAUAUUCUCACCGAUGAUCGAUUUAAAGUUAUGUUUGAGAACCCUGACUUCCAAGUAGAUGAAGAGAGUGAAGAAUUCAGGCUUCUGAAUCCACUUGUUUCAAAAAUUAGUGAAAAAAGGAAGAAGAAACUAAGACUCUUAGAGCAACAAGAACUUCGUGAAAAAGAAGAGGAGGAAGAGCCGGAAGGAAAACCAAGUGAUGCAGAAAGUUCGGAGAGUUCAGAUGAUGAAAAAGCCUGGGUUGAAGAGGUCAGGAAGCAACGCAGACUCCUCCAGCAGGAGGAAAAAGUGAAGCGGCAGGAACGACUCAAGGAGGACCAGCAGACAGUCCUAAAGCCCCAGUUUUAUGAGAUCAAAGCAGGAGAAGAAUUUAGAAGCUUCAAAGAUUCUGCCACAAAGCAGAAACUGAUGAACAAAACCCUUGAAGAUCGUUUGAAAAUUGAAGCAAAAAAUGGGACAUUGAGUGUAUCCGACACCACCGUUGGCAGCAAACAAUUGACAUUCACGUUAAAGAGGUCUGAACAGCAGAAGAAGCAGCAGGAGGCUGAGAAACUGCAUCGACAAGAAAGGAAAAGACUCCGUCGUUCGGCCGGACACCUGAAGUCAAGACACAAAAGAGGACGGUCGUUUCAUUGAUUUGGGAAGUGGUCCUACCUGUGAUUAGGGAGGGGUACGUCUCCCCCAAACUGAUCAUCGUUAGGGUGUUAAACACAGACGAGGAAACACACGUUUUUAAAGUUCAUGUACAUUCUUGUACGCAGAGGUAAAGAUUUGAAAACCUGUGCCUUGUGGAUUGGACGUUGAAGCUGGCCCCGCCGACGGCCACCGCAUAGCCCCAAGGGUGUGCUUGCAAGUCGUUGCUCCCUGGAAACAUUGUCCUUUCCCCAUGGCUUUAAUCAUGAAAACCAGGUUGGGGUUUUUUUUAGUAUUGUGAAAUGUACACCAUGAAAUGAAAGGUUUAUCCUGUGCUAGAAACCAAGGUUUAUCAUGCUCUAGGAACUUUUUUCUUGCACUGCCUACCGCCAUUCAUGAUUAAACCAUCCAGAAAUACCA